Messenger RNA from Emericellopsis cladophorae, 573 nucleotides. RefSeq names its product putative neuronal calcium sensor NCS-1. NCBI's taxonomy places the organism in Eukaryota, Fungi, Ascomycota, Sordariomycetes, Hypocreales, Bionectriaceae. The transcript is spliced from 4 exons. Bases 1 to 573 code for a protein of 190 amino acids. Gene Ontology annotation, molecular function: calcium ion binding. Gene Ontology annotation, cellular component: intracellular membrane-bounded organelle; cytosol; membrane. The record is from RefSeq and is a predicted model, not a curated record.
AUGGGCAAAUCACAGUCAAAGCUCUCAGCAGAUCAGCUUGCUGAGCUACAGAAAUCGACGCAUUUCGACAAGAAGGAGCUCCAGCAAUGGUAUAAAGGCUUCCUCAAAGACUGCCCGUCCGGCAUGCUGAGCAAGGAGGAGUUUCAGAAAAUCUAUCGCCAAUUUUUCCCAUUCGGCGAUCCGAGCUCAUUUGCCGACUAUGUCUUCAACGUAUUCGACAGUGAUCGCUCUGGCAGCAUCGACUUCAAAGAGUUCAUUUGCGCCUUGAGCGUUACCAGUCGCGGCAAGACAGAGGACAAGCUCGACUGGGCGUUUCAACUGUACGACAUAGACGGCGAUGGGAAAAUCAGCUACGACGAGAUGCUCCAGAUUGUGGAGGCGAUCUACAAGAUGGUUGGCUCAAUGGUGAAGCUUCCCGAAGACGAGGACACGCCUGAGAAGCGUGUGAAAAAGAUAUUCGCCAUGAUGGACAAGGACGAAAAUGGCAGUCUGGAUAUAGAGGAGUUCAAAGAAGGCAGUAAGCGCGACGAGACUAUCGUCUGCGCGCUAUCUCUCUAUGAUGGGCUGGUCUGA